This is a messenger RNA of Guillardia theta CCMP2712, 291 nucleotides long. RefSeq lists its product as hypothetical. The coding region runs from base 1 to 291 and encodes 96 amino acids. The transcript has 2 exons. Lineage: Eukaryota; Cryptophyceae; Pyrenomonadales; Geminigeraceae. The record is from RefSeq and is a predicted model, not a curated record.
AUGCUCAGGGGCUUGCGCUUCAAGGUGAUGGAGGGGCUGGUGAUGAUGCUGAUGAUGGAGCCGAAGCUUGACGAUGAGGCUAGACCUGCAGCAGCACUCGAGGCUGGCCAGGCUUGGCUAAGGGCUCGAGCUCUCACGCUCAAGCUGCACCCCCAGGUCCUGAAGCUCAAGCUCAACUGUCGACGAUAUGGAGAGGGAACGCGCCGUCAGCCUCUGAGCCUGUCGACCCUGAUGCGGGCAGCGACGAGUACUCCUGGCUGCAUGGCCUGGAGGCAGACCCACACGCUCUAG